Molecule: messenger RNA, 7115 nt
Organism: Protopterus annectens (West African lungfish)
Lineage: Eukaryota; Metazoa; Chordata; Ceratodontiformes; Protopteridae
Gene: LRRC3C
Product: leucine rich repeat containing 3C
Exons: 2
Coding region: 345-1127 (260 amino acids)
Molecular function (GO): protein binding
Source: RefSeq, a predicted model, not a curated record
AGACAUCAGUUACACGAGGGACUGUGCGUAGUAGUCAGUGUGUCGGCAGUUGCAUGGAUCUAUGACUGUGGCUGUUGGAGGAACUCACUGAUGCAGCUUCGCCAGGAGCGGUCCAAUUACAUAGUUACCUCUGGGCAUCCAGUGUGCUAAGCAACUGGACAGAAGAUAGAGAAGAUAGCCAGGGGAAGAAAGUGAGUGAGAAAAGGGAUGUAUCACUGCUAUAUCACCUUUUAGAGAGCUUUCCUGCUUUCUAUAUGAGGAUGACUGCGUGAAGGUUAUUAUGAGUCACUGCUGAUCAAGCUUAGAUGGUGUAGAAGGCAAUGCGAUUAUGCUGAUUUGCCAUCAUGUUGCAGAUGGACAGAUUUCUCCGUCACUCACUUUCCAUGUGGCUGCUUCUGCAGAGUUUUGUCCUCAUGGCCUUCUGUUUCCACUCGGCCACAACCUGUCCAAAAGGCUGCUAUUGCACAGAUACAAAUGGAUAUAAAAUUGUAAGAUGUAGCAAUGCCCAUCUGGGAGAAAUACCUAAAGACAUUCCUAAUAAUACCAAUAAACUCUAUCUUGACUCCAACCAAAUCACAGUUAUCCAUAAUGAUGCUUUUAGGGACCUGCAUUUUCUUUCUGAGUUAGAUUUGUCCCACAAUUCCAUUGGAAGUGUUGAAAUAGGGGCUUUUCAUGGUGCAAUGGAGAGUUUGCACUCAUUAGAUCUCUCAUCAAACCAACUGCAUUCUGUAAACAAGGAUACCUUCAGCACUUUGAAGGCCAAAAUAAAUCUGUCUGAAAACCCUUGGCAUUGUGAUUGUAACUUACAGGAGCUCAUGAGUACUGUUACUCUAGACACUGGAUCAUCAAGUGAUAUAAUAUGUAAGACUGCUGCUGAAGAAGAGCAUUCUGGGAAACUAUUUCUGCAGGUGGUAAAAGAUGGAGGGUUCUGCAAUUUUAACAAGAGGACUACUGAUGUAGCCAUGCUUGUCACCAUGUUUGGCUGGUUUACCAUGGUGAUUUCAUACUUGAUCUAUUAUGUACGGCAGAACCAGGAGGAUGCCCGACGACACUUAGAGUACUUGAAAUCUUUGCCAAGCAAGCAGGGAAAAUCAGAGGAGUCCUCUUCAAUCAGCACAGUAGUGUAAUGUUUCUAACUACAAAAAAAAAAAAAAACACACACUCACUUGACAGCCUGCUCUUAAAAGCAUGUUUUGUAGAUUGCAUAGUGACACUUCUGCAUCUCUAAUGGUUUCUUCUGUAUGUUCAAAAUCAUGAGCCAUGCUGCACAUUUUUUCAGCAGUGUUAGGUUUUCCUUCAGAGCAAAAUCCGUUAUGUAUUUAUCUCCCUCAGUUUUUCUGUUUAUAUUCACUAAAAACAAGAAGUAAGCAUCAGGGCAUAAUUGGGUGUGUUCUACAUGGUUCUUUUGCAGUAUUUUAACAGGUCUCAUGAGGUACAUGGCUGAAUUCCAAGUGUAUCAGCUGUCUAACACGCAUCACUGGAGUUAUGUGUUCUUUUUGUGAUAAGAGCAAAUAUUUUAUGAAAAAAGCCAUUUGUAUGUAUCAAUCUAAAUGUGUGACUAGCAGCUUAGUCAAAUUGCUGAAAAAUUGCCACCAGUUUAUACAAAUAAUGAUGCAUUAUGUCCAGGUAGCAUGUAUGGCAGUGUGCACAUGACAUCAAUGACUGAGGCACAACCCUGCAUAAUAGCUAAAAUGUCUGCUACAAUGAAGCAUUUGGGAAGUAGAGACAUACUUUUUAACAUUUUGUUCUAUGCAUGCAUUUUUUUCCUAGACUAUCCCAGACUGAAGCGUUCUACUUACUUAGUUAUGAAAGAGAAAGUAGCUCUGCUCCCUUCUUCACAAUGUCUUUUAUGCCACAUUGUUAUGAUAAACUGUCCUGUUACUUAUAUUUUGCUAUCUUCUAUGCCUGUUUUGUCAGUGCUCUUUCAUGCCCUUCCCUCAUGAUUAUAUUAUUGUGAUAUAAUAAAAUGAAAAAAGGCUUCCACCAGAAUGAAAAGUUCACUGAGAAAUUCUGUUAAAAUGCAGGCUUUAAUAAAACGAAGAAAUAAAAAGCACGAAUUGUGCUGUUCAAGUUGCAGGUUGUGAUAUAGACACUUUUCCUUGUCAAACACUAAAACUCACUAGUUUAGGUCUUGUGUGUGUGUGUGUGUGUGUGUGUGUGUGUAUAUACUGUGCUUAAUAUCAGUGUUAUGCACUGGUGUACCAUUAAACCUUGUCCCCAUGCACCAGUGUACCAUUAAGCCUUGUCCCCUCAGAGAGUAUCACAUAACAUAUCGUAACAUUAAGGAUUCAUUUUGUUUCUAAUGGAAAAAAUAGCCAUGGGGAUGAGAAUAAUUUUAUUGUAGAUGCAAAAUACAUACUGAGCGUAUAAGUUUGCAUUUGCCACUUGUCACCAAAUAUUACACAACAUAUGUGAGAGUCAGUGCCUAAUAACUAGAAAACCAUAAUGCAUUAAAAAGGUACGGAAUGUCUUAAGCUAAUAAUAUACUGUUUAUUGUAAGAGACCAUCAUUUAUCUAUAACAGAAAAUUACCUUAAUAAAAAAUAUUAAUAAAUGCAUAACUUGACUUAGAUGAACAGAACCUCAUUAAAAAAACUUUAAAAGCAAUUCAUCAUGUAUAAUCUUGUAAAUACUACCUAAAAAUAAAUUGUCUGAAUGUAUUAUGGAGACUUGGAUGGCAUUAAGGAAUAACAUGAUUGAAAUGGCUUUUAUAUAUGCUACCAGACUGUCUGAUAUCAAAGAAAAAAGUGCCAGUUCUGACUAACAGUGUAUAACAACAAACCUCUCUCCGUAGAUGUGCACACCUAUCACUAACAUGGGUGUUAUUUGCACACAUAAAAGUAUAAUUAUAGGCCAUAAAAUAAAUGAUGUCACAUAAAAACAGUAGACUAAGGGCAUUUAAAUGUUUUUCCUGCUAGCACUGUCCUUUUUCUCAUAUGGAUCUAGUCUGCUUAUUAACUGUUUGCAUAACUUAAGUUUCUGGGAGAGGACCAUUGUUACCAUUGUGUAACAUUCUGCCAUUUCAGAUAAGACAACACUGAAUUUAACUCCAUGGCCAAAAUUAUUUGGUUAGUAUUGCUUGACAAAAUUCCACACCUUUUAAUUGAAAUGAACAGAAAGAACAUACAUAACACCAAACUGGGGAGGAAUAAAUUGUGCAUUUUGUUUCUAAGACGGAGAGAAAGUGUAUGAAACACAUGAUUUAAGAAAGGCUAAUAAACCAGCUGUUUUGUAUUCUGCAGAUUGAGCACUGAGUUUCUGAAGCAUGUGAAACUGUAGAGUUAAAUCAUACAUGUGGCAUUACAAUGUGAAGUAGGCCUCUUUACCUUCUCAUACAUCCACUUUCUCUACUGUACGUCUGGGCUGUGGCAUCCUUUUUAGCACAACAUUAUCUUCUUCAAGUUAGAUGAAAUGAAUAAUGCAGUUCAAAUAUCACAGAACUGUUUGUGUAGAUAAAUGCCUCACUUUUUCUAGAUUUUAGUGUAAAACUAGUAGUCCAUUUUAACAGUGCGCUAUAGCAUGAAGGUAUAUGCUGUAAACUAGGCACAUUUAUAACACACCUGCAGGUUCAUGAAAUUAAAUUGGUGGCUCCUGGCACAGAUACAGGGUAUCCUAAGGGCAUCUUAUAGUGCUGACAGCAAACUGGCAUGGGAAUGAAUCUGGAUAUGUAGUGGUACCAUACACAAAGGGAUGAAACGUGAAGUUGUUUAUGACUUACUCUACAUUUUGUUAAGGAGCAUUUGAGAGGAUCUGUAAUACCCCCUUCCUCGUACCCUAGAGGCUUAGGUUUAUUGGCAAUACAAAACUUCAUGAAUGCAAAUCCCUACUUACAGAGGUGAAGUAGGUGCAGGGAUUGAGUAUGACAGCAUGUAGGGGAGGCCUUAAGGAAGAAAGGGUCCUCCUUGCUGCAGGAGCCAUGAGGACAUUGCCACAGCCAGGGACAGGUCUAUUCAACUAAGCUAAAAUUGUCCUGAACUGCAUAUCAAUCUGAUAAAUGUGCAAUCAACAUGAGAUGGUUCAUUGCAAAGAUAGCAUCAACUUUCUUCCCUUCACAGCUGCUUUAUAGACAAAACUUAAUUUGAAAUUACCUUUCUCUGCAUAAGUUAGUUAUGGACAAGACAGAAAGGUAAAUGUGUUGUAAAUCUAAAAUCAGUCAUGAGGGAUUGCCCCUUUUCAAUCUGUGUCAUUGCUCCUGAGACCAAAAUCAGUUUUGAUAUUCUUUGAUUAAAUUAAGUAACAAUGUACAACAAAAUAUGUAGGAACUCAUGCGUGAUGAAAAGGUUUAUAUUUGAUUUAAGUCAGUGUGCCAUUUUUCAUGUAUUAUGUUGACUUUAUUAGGAAGAAGCACAAACCAGUGAAAUGCCUGUAGAGCCUGCAGGGACAUAUGUCAUGUAGGUAUUGGCAGUAGUCACACUGUUGUAGGUAGUGGCAGUAGUCACACUGUUGUCUCCUUCACCUCCACUGAUGAGUUGAUGUAAGAUGUAAGAGAGGUGCCACGUAGGCAGUGGCAGUAGUCACACUGUUGUCUCCUUCACCUCCACUGAUGAGUUGAUGUAAGAUGUAGAGAGGUGCUACGUAGGUAGUGGCAAUAGUCACACUGUUGUAGGUGGUGGCAGUAGUCACACUGUUGUCUCCUUCACCUCCACUGAUGAGUUGAUGUAAGAUGUAGAGAGGUGCCAUGUAGGUAGUGGCAGUAGUCACACUUGUAGGUAGUGGCAGUAUUAACACUGUUGUCUCCUUCACCUUCACUGAUGAGUUGAUGUAAGAUGUAGAGAGGUGCCAUGUAGGUAGUGGCAGUAGUCACACUGUUGUAGGUAGUGGCAGUAGUAAUACUGUUGUCUCCUUCACCUUCACUGAUGAGUUGAUGUAAGAUGUAGAGAGGUGCCACGUAGGUAGUGGCAGUAGUCACACUUGUAGGUAGUGGCAGUAUUAACACUGUUGUCUCCUUCACCUUCACUGAUGAGUUGAUGUAAGAUGUAGAGAGGUGCCAUGUAGGUAGUAGCAGUAGUCACACUGUUGUCUCCUUCACCUCCACUGAUGACUCGAUGUGAGAUGUAAAUAGGUGUCAUGUAGGUAGUGGCAGUAGUCACAUUGUUGUCUCCUUCUUCACUGCCACUGAUGACUUGAUGUGAGAUAUAGAGAGAUAUUUGCCUCAGCAACAUCUACAACUCUGAGUAUUUAAGAAAUUGUUCAUGAUGCAAUAAAAAGUCAGUCUUAGCACUACUGCAAAAUGAUAAUAAAGUCUAAGCUGUAACCAACACAAGUUGUUGAUUUAAGAUUUUAAAUAGCCCAUGCUGUCAAUAUCUUGCAUUCAACAGAAUAUGUGUGUAAAAUGACAAGUCAAUGUGUAUAAGUUAGUACUUUUUAUGAGGUUAUUAUCAUGCAUUACUUCUAAAAAGAAAAACAAAGCAUCCACAACAGUAGAACCAUUCAAUAAAAUACUUUUUUUCUGAAUAAAGUGAGGCUCAGUACAAACAUAACUAAUUAUACUAUGUUUAUCAUAUUGUAUAUGCAUAUUUAAUUUUCAAGUUAUAAAACAUAACUUUGCAUUUACUUGGAAAUUUGACAGCAGCUAACAUGAUGGUAUAAGGACAAAAUAACUCUCUGCCCUUGGCAGUCUUCACUCCAUCUGCUAAGUAAUAACCUCACAUCCGUUAUUCUUUAAGUAAACAAAGGCAUUGCUGCUGGCUAGAAAGUCAUAGAUAAUUUUUCAUGUCAUUAAAUAAGGAAUCCAUUCAUAGUUCCCAACUUUCCACUAAUGUUGUUAGUUAAAUCCAAAUGUCUGUGUAAAGGAUGAGUUACCUGUAUUAUGAACGUUUUACUGCAUGAUUCUGUUUGUCAUGAGGACAAUCUGUGCCAGUAGAUAAAUUGUUUUUCCAUGGCGACAUGAUGGCUGUGGUAUGUUUUUUUAUUGUGUUAUGAUGGCUGUGGUAUGUUUUUCAUGGUGGCAUGAUGGCUGUGAUAUGUUUUUUCAUGGUGGCAUGAUGGCUGUGGUAUGUUUUUUCAUGGUGGCAUGAUAGCUGUGGUAUGUUUGUUAUGGUGGCAUGAUGGCUGUGGUAUGUUUUUUAUGGGGGCAUGAUGGCUGUGGUAUGUUUUUUAUGGUGGCACGAUGGCUGUUGUAUUUGUUGAAAACUUCAGAACUACAAAUUUGGGUUCAGAUAUAAAAAUACCUAAUUGCAAAACCAUGUAUACCUACUAGUCUUUACCUUACUGCUGAAAAAAUGUCCAGUAACUACUUAAUAGUGUGUCUUUUAAUAUUGAGAUACUUCCAAAAUGGUGCGGUCACAAAUCAUUAUGAAAUGAAGACCUUUUUGAACCUGAAUUAAAUGCAUGAAAAAUUUGCCUCAGUUUCUGAACCAGAACUAGUUUAUUGAACUGUUCACUGUUCCCUGACUAUUGGGGUAUAUUGCCUUAAAACUCCUAUGCUGUCUUCAGUAAUUUAUAAUAGUGAAACAUUUCUUUUUUGAAAUGAACUUUCUAACUUAUUUUGCAUUGCAAUGAGUAAUGAGGUUUAAUGGGAAUUAUUUGUUCCAGAUGUAUAAAAAUCUAUGUAUAUAAUAAAUCAAGGGUUGCAAUGGCUCAUUUCACUGUGUGAAAUAAAUGGGUUUUAUAUCUUUUUAUCUAUUUUUUCAGAACACUGGCAGUGGAUGCUUGUUUGAUAUACAACUUUUAAUAAAGUUGGGAGCCUAACGAAAACACUGCAGGUAAAAACUAAUUGAUAUGACACUGACAAGAUAACAUGACAUGGAAGUUGUAAGUGUAAUAAAAAAUGCUGUAACUUCCAGAUUUGUGUUGCCUGUUUGUCCUCUUGUAUGCUAUGGACUGAAUUCUAAAAAAAAAAAAAAAAAAAAAAAAAAAAACCAAAAACAAUCAGUAUCUACAAUGCUCCCAGUACAAUACUUUUACAGAUUUUCUUCUGAAAAGAGGUCAGUAAAAAAAAGGACUGUGUAGGCUUGUAUUUAAGUCACAAAUGAUUUCAGUUGCUUGUAUAAUGAUAGUUAAAUAGCACAUAGCUGUGAAUGUGUUUUUCAUACUGGUUCUGUAUUUUAGUUUAAUUACUAUGUUUUUAAAUAAAGUACUAUUUUAAUUCUGACAUGCUGUCAGAGCUACACACAA